GUUUUGGAAACUUCAAGCUUGGAUGGAAGGCCGCGAUGACUGGUGGGGCCGGGCUUACUGGUAGCAGCGGCAAUGUGGAGGUCAAAAGUGACUCAAUUAGUGAAGGGAGUUCGGAUUUUGAUCUGGAAUCAGAUGGGUCACUGCCCUUUUACAUGCUUGAUGCUUACGAAGAGUUCUAUGGACCUAAUAUGGGCACUGUUUAUCUAUUUGGGAAGGUUAAAGUAGGAAGUUCAUAUCAGAGUUGUUGUGCGGUUGUAAAGAACAUGCAAAGAUGUGUCUAUGCAAUUCCGGACAGUCCUUUAUUUCAAACUGACGAAAUGAUGAAGCUUGAAAAGGAUGCCGAGGACUCAAGGAUUUCACCCACAGAUUUUCGUAAGAAGCUGCAUGAUGCGGCUUCAGAAUUAAAGAAUGAAUUAGCAAAGAAGUUGUUGGAUCUCAAUGUAUCAGCUUUUAGCAUGGCACCUGUCAAGAGGAACUAUGCUUUUGAGCGAUCUGACAUACCUGCAGGGGAGAAUUAUGUACUGAAGAUCAAUUAUCCAUUCCGGGAUCCACCACUAUCAGCAGAUCUAAAAGGAGAAACUUUUUGUGCUCUUCUAGGAACUCAUAGCAGCGCGUUGGAACUUUUCCUUGUUAAAAGGAAGAUAAAAGGACCUUCUUGGCUAUCAGUUUCAAAUUUUUCCAUCUGCCCAGCUCCACAACGGGUAAGCUGGUGCAAAUUUGAGGUGAUCGUGAAUGCUCCGAAAGAUAUAAGGGUCUCAGCUUCCACAAAGAAAACUGUAGAUAUUCCUCAAGUGGUUGUUACUGCAAUAAGUUUGAAAACUAUUAUCAAUGAGAAGCAGAAUGUUAACGAAAUUGUCUCUGCAUCUGUUGUCUGCUGUAACAAGGCCAAGAUUGACACUCCUGUGAAGGACUCAGAAUGGAAGAGUCCUGGUAUGCUGAGCCACUUUACUGUUGUCCGUAAGCUUGUUGGUGGCAUAUUUCCUAUGGGGUUUACUAAAGUGGCUGCAGAUAAGAAUUCUAAAGCCGGAUCAAAUGUCUUGAGCAUUGAGGGCAGGCUUUUUCUUGAUGCGUACUUCGGUACUUGCAUGCUAAAGCUAGCAUGCUUGACACUCUUCUGAACUGUUACUAAUUCCUUAUGCCUUACAAUAUCUCAAAUUGACUGGUAGAAGCAAUGAAACUGUAUUUGUAGUGGGCGGUAAAUGAUCGGAAAGGGUAUACCCAACAACAACUUGACGAGGUCCGCAUUGAAGUAGCCGACUACUUAUAGACUCUGCUGUAGGUUCUGACCAGUUUCUUGAUUUUGAGUUAGACCAGCUUUUAAUUAACUUUUUUGUAGCAAUUAUGAACAAACAAGAAUACUAAUUGCUAGGCUAGCCUUGUAGUAUAUAGGUGCAUGAAUUGGGGUUUUAUUUUGCCCAUUUUGUAAACUGUUAAGGAUGAUGAAUAUCGGAUAUAAUACCCCAAUUUGCAAUUUAUAAUCACAGUUCUAUUUUGUGGA
This is a messenger RNA of Rosa rugosa (rugosa rose), 1498 nucleotides long. RefSeq names its product DNA polymerase alpha catalytic subunit-like. The record is from RefSeq and is a predicted model, not a curated record. Gene Ontology annotation, biological process: leading strand elongation; mitotic DNA replication initiation; lagging strand elongation. Gene Ontology annotation, cellular component: alpha DNA polymerase:primase complex. Lineage: Eukaryota; Viridiplantae; Streptophyta; Magnoliopsida; Rosales; Rosaceae. Gene Ontology annotation, molecular function: DNA-directed DNA polymerase activity; purine nucleotide binding; pyrimidine nucleotide binding. The coding region runs from base 36 to 1118 and encodes 360 amino acids. The transcript has 11 exons.